AAGGGAUAUUGUUUGAUGUUGAUAGGUCCAACAGCAAACCCUGUGCUAACAAAGCAAUUUGCUCGAACACACAAUACCGAAAUUCUUAGUGGACCUGUGAACCUGGCCGCAUGUCUAGACUUGUCUGACCAGUCUGGCACUGUCACGUUCACCAGCCCCCAACUGUACAAGGUGCGCGGCCGCACGCUGCUGGUACACAUCAAGGCUCUGGCUGCUUCUUCAUCUUCAAUAGGGCAAGAACGGGAGCGGCGAUGGCGCUGGGAACACAAUGGGUUGGGUAGCUCAGUGGACCGGCUGGCCAGCAAUGCUGCAAACAAGAAGAUGGAUCUAACUGGUUGUGACUGGUUACAUGAGAUUUCCAUCACUGUACGAAACGCCAAGCCCACCGACAUACCCAAUGAAAGGGCUGAGCGGUGUGCAAUGUUGGAAUCGGACCCGUUGGUGGAGCGAUUGGUAGAACUGGUGACUGGUGAGAAUGGUGUACAGCAGAGCAUGGCCUUCGAUAUCCUAUUGUGGGUAGUAGCAACCCGCCUGAGCCGACUGAGGCCCUCCCCACCUCAGCAGACAGCCCUUGUGGCAAUCAUCCAGGACCACCUUGGCCCACUUGUCCACAGUUGCUUUGUUCGUGGUGACCGUUCCACCGCCAGGAAAUGUGUUAAACUCAUUGUUCUCUGCAGCGAUGGUAUGAGGAAUAGCCAAGACAGCGGCAAUGUUCAGUCACAGUUUGACACAAGUGUGGUGAAAGCGUUGCUGGAGAGCAUGCAGCAAGUGUGGCAGUGCUGGUCUGCUGGAGCCUUGCGCUGGUACUUCACUAUACUGUCCCGUCUAGUUGCUGGAGACACUGUCGGUCCUGUAGCCCACAAAGCUCUUGGACUGCUAAGGCAGGUGGCAAAGCAUCUCCAUGCCAGGCAGAACCCAUUUCACCUGGUGCUGCAGACAAGGUUUGGUCUGUAUGGCACACCAUUGGAAGCAGAACUGUUUGACCAGGAGCCUCCCGUACCUGCUAAGUGGUCUUCCACUCCCCUGGCAUACACUUCAGUGGCCUACUCACAGGGUGAGGGUUGUGUGUGGAGUGGGAGCAGCCUUGGGACUAGCUCUCAGAGUACUCCUGCUCCUCAACUCCUUGUCGAUGACCUCAGAAAUCUGCUCAACAUGAAAGCAGCAGCCAAACUCAUAGGUGAGGGUAGAAGUUCAAGUUCUCACAGCCAGCUGAGGUGUCUGACAGCUAAUCAUUAUAUGAAAGGCCUACUGGAAGUCCAACCUCUGCACUUCACCUGCCACGCUACCAGCGAUGGAACGAAGCUGGAGAAAAUGGAUUCAGGGGGGGCAGGUGGGCCAUUAAUAAACUACUUUGAAGCUCCACCUAUUUCUCCAAUAUCUCCAAUACUGACCAAUCAGGUGGCCAGUAACGGACCAAAGAAGAUAGUUGAAAAUGAUAUCGACCGUGUGCCAUGGCAGCAACUAGUGAUGACACCACCGCAGCACAUGCUGGUGAUAGAAAGGAUGCACUCGGGGGCUCGCAGGUUCGUCGUGUUAGAUCUGGGUUAUCCGGUCCUGCUCACUGACCUGUUCGUGCCGGCGUGUCCUGACCUGCUCAGCCUGUCCAUCGACCUGUGGACGGUCUCGGAGGAGCAGGAUGCGCAGAGGCUCGUCGUUGCACCGGACAUCACCACCAAGACGCUCAUCAUGAAUGAUAUCCACCCACCACCCGUUGUUAGAUUUAUCAAGAUCACCACGAUAGGAAGGUAUGGCAUGAACACUACCAAGUGUAAAAUACCCAUUGGUUGCUUCUAUGGACAUCUUCUCAUUCUGCCAGGAGAAGACUAUGCAGAAAAAAAUACCCGGAUAGCCAAUAAUCCCAAUCCGCAGAACCAGCUGGGAGUGCUGAAUGCUCUGUUUGAAGACAUUCAAUGUCGUUACUCCUUGGCCUGCUCCAAGCUUCAGGACCUGUUAUCCCCUCUGCUGACUGCUGAGAUAGCUAACGUCUCACACAUGCACCACUGUCUGCGGCGCACUUCAGAGAUGCUCAAACCCACAACACUAAAGAUUACCACAGCCUAUCAGGAAUGUGUGACAUAUCAACAUCAACUGAACAGUGUGCGAAGUGUAAUGAGGCGACUGGGUGCUCACAAAGAAACCACUGACCCAAAGAACAAUCUCUCAUUAGCAUGCACUGACAAGCUCAGGGUUCUGGGUGAGAACCUCCUAGACCUGCUACUUUACUUGGCCUAUGAUGUUGGCUUUGUACCAAAGACUGCACUUUACUCCCUGUAUCAAAAAUUCGACCAGCCAUUGUGUGAGCAGUUGUUUAACUGGCUGUGUGUGGCUGAGGAUACACGGAUGCAGCUCUCUGCCUGCACGCUGCUGGUGCGGAUGUGUGGACUGCAGCCAUGGUGGGGCGAUUUCCUAGUCUCCACUCUCACCUCCCUCUACAGCUCCCGCCAGACUAAUAUCUUCCCCCAAGACAG
Messenger RNA from Homalodisca vitripennis (glassy-winged sharpshooter), 2468 nucleotides. RefSeq names its product baculoviral IAP repeat-containing protein 6-like. The annotation marks the transcript as partial. The transcript is spliced from 12 exons. The record is from RefSeq and is a predicted model, not a curated record. NCBI's taxonomy places the organism in Eukaryota, Metazoa, Arthropoda, Insecta, Hemiptera, Cicadellidae.